AUGAAUUUAGUUGUAUGGAACUGUAGGGGCGCCUUGAAGCCCAAUUUUCAAGACUAUGUUCAUGAUCUUGUCCGACAACAUGAUCCAGCUAUUUUUGUGGUGACUGAAACCCAUGUUGGAGGUGCUAGAGCUCGGGAUAUCACAGACAAAUUACCGUUUGAUGGUGCUAUUCACACCGAGACUAUUGGUCGAGCGGGGGGAUUGUGGUUAUUGUGGAAUUCUGACAGAGUUGAUGUGUCCUUUCUGGCUAACUCAGAGCAAGAAAUUCACUCCACAGUUAAGGUACGCUCCUCUAAUUUUAGUUGGAUGCUCUCUGCUGUGUAUGCUAGUCCUAGACGUGUUGAGAGAAGUAUUUUGUGGAACAAUCUUUCUAAUAUAGCUGAUCUUCAUAAAAUGCCUUGGGUCAUUACGGGAGAUUUUAAUGAGCCUCUUACUGGUGCGGAUAAGUUUGGUGGUAGAGCGGUUAGUGUUAAUCGAGCCCUGGCUUUCAAGGAUUGUUUAGAUAAAUGCAAUAUGGUGGAUUUAGGAUUCUCUGGUCCGAGAUUUACUUGGACUAAUGGCCGGGAAAUUCAGGACCUUAUACAGGAAAGGAUUGACAGAUUUUUUGUCAAUCCGGACUGGUAUAGAAUUUACCCGGAAGCUAGAGUAACGCACCUCACUAGAAGUCACUCCGAUCAUUGCCCAGUGCUCCUAGAAACAAUGCCUCAAAGAAGAAUACACCUUGACCGUCCUUUCAAAUUUCAGAGAUAUUGGCUUUCGGAUUUAUCCUUUCCAAAGGUUGUGUCUCAAGCCUGGAGGCAGCCUACUCAACUUCAUGAAGCUAUUCAGACAUUUGCUACUAAUGCUACUAUAUGGAACAGGAAUCAAUUUGGCAACAUUUUUUCUAAGAAGAAUAGGAUUAGAGCUCGCCUAAAUGGGCUUCAAAGGAUUAUUGCUAUUAGGCCUUCGAGCUAUUUGUUAGAGCUUGAAAGAAAUCUGAAUCAAGAGUUGGAAGAAAUUCUUAAUCAAGAACACGACUUGUGGGCUCUCAAAUCUCGGCUGAAUUGGAUGGUGCAAGGGGAUCGUAACACGGCCUUCUACCAUGUAUCUACUUUAGUGAGGAGAAAUAGGAACCGGAUCACUGCUAUAAAAAAUAGUGUGGGGGAAUGGAUAAUGAAUGAGGCGGAGGUGAUGGAUUUUAUUCGUAGGGGGUUUUGUGAUAUUUAUUCUUCUUCCCACAAUACUUCUAAGUGGUCAGCAAGGCCUAUCCAAUCAGGGCAGGCUUGUUUGAAUAUGAGGAAAGAGAUAGUUUAUGGUCCAGGGUGA
Quercus lobata is the source of this 1305-nucleotide messenger RNA. RefSeq lists its product as uncharacterized. The transcript has a single exon. Gene Ontology annotation, molecular function: catalytic activity. The coding region runs from base 1 to 1305 and encodes 434 amino acids. The record is from RefSeq and is a predicted model, not a curated record. Lineage: Eukaryota; Viridiplantae; Streptophyta; Magnoliopsida; Fagales; Fagaceae.